AGGCUGGCGAUUCGCCCAUCGAGACAAUUGGAACAACAACAAAACAAAAAACAGAACGAGAGAAGAAGCCAAAGCCCCGACCACGUGGACUUUAUUAGCGUUGAGCUGUGACGACUGCCAACUUGCAGUUCUCGUGUUCGUCCUGGCAUUUUCCAGAGCCUGCAGUUGCUGCCUUCGUCGCCUGCUGCCUCCCGCACGACCCAAGCGAGCCCCAGAAAAAAUUCCCGAUAAAAUCAUCACCCGCGCCAGGCAAACCCAGCCCAGCCCCAAAUCCACCCCUGGGCCGGACUGACUUGACCUGCCUUUGUCGCGAAAACGCUAAACCUCGAUAGCGCCUCCUCCCCACCUCGUCCUGCCCCCACACACUGUCUAGUUCUGGUCCCCUACUUUGGUCCCCAGGCACUCUGCUCCCCUUGAUCUACCGUCGGCCGACCGCGUCCUUGUUCCUGUCACUCGUUCUGGCUCGUCGUCCGCCCUGAUAGCGACCGACCAACCCCCGAGCCUGCCACUGCUUCGAAAACGAGCGCUCGUCCACCGGCCUUCGCCAGCUCGCCCUCUCGACUGCCGCCUCGAUAGCCGAGCAAGGACAGCAAGGUCCGAUAGCAGCGACCAACGCGUCGUCACGGCAAAAAAAAGACAACCACAGCCGCCGCCUCCGCCGCCGCCGCAAUCAUGGGUGGCCAGCUCUCUAAGAUGAUGGGCAAGAUCUUCGGAUCCAAGGAGAUGAGGCUGCUGAUGCUGGGGCUCGACGCCGCCGGCAAGACCACUAUCCUGUACAAGCUCAAGCUGGGCCAGGACGUUACCACAAUCCCCACCGUCGGCUUCAAUGUCGAGACGGUCACGUACAAGAAUGUCAAGUUCAACGUUUGGGAUGUCGGUGGCCAGGACAAGAUCCGCCCUCUUUGGAGGCAUUACUUCAGCGGAACCCAGGGCCUGAUCUUUGUCAUCGAUUCGUCGGACCGGAAGCGCAUGGACGAGGCCAGGCAGGAGCUGCAUCGUAUCAUCAAUGACCGGGAAAUGAAGGACAGUCUGCUUCUGGUGUUUGCGAACAAGCAGGACGUUGAAGACGCAAUGAAGCCACAAGAGGUCACAGAGGCCCUCCAGCUCUCCAAGCUUAAGGACAAGAUCUGGUACGUGGUGCCCAGUUGCGCCACGACGGGCGAGGGCUUGCUGGAGGGCCUGGCCUGGCUGUCCAACAAUGUCAAGGCUCCCCCGGCGCCGGCCAAGAAGUAAACGCUGCCAUGUCCCGCCAACUCUGAAGCCUGCCCUCCCCCCGACCGGUCCUUCCUUUUGUCUGCUCUCGCACACCGAUGGUACGACAGCGGCGACGACGGCAUUCCGCAUCGCACAUACACUCUGGCGAAGCCGAAACCUGCUACCCUGAUCAGACGUAUCGAUGCUGGAUACUGCCACUCGGCCAUUGGUAGCUCGCCAGAUUCGAACCAUGCCACGGAGCCGCCCCGCCCCCGUCCGUUGGCCUCCAGGCCCCUCUUGCGCGGGCCGCACGAUGGCCUAUCUAAUCAGAUGGGCGGGCAUGGGGUGUUGGUCUCACCGCAGCUGCGCACCUUGCUGCUUGCCCCAGGCUCCCAGACCAGCAUAUCGUUGUCGCUUUUCCUGAUUCGUGCUCCACCUGCCCUCGCCUUUUUUGCUUUGCGACUCACGUGGGCCUCCACAGGGGGUGUUGGCUACUGUGGUUGUGGUUGACUGUAUGAACAUGCUUCCUCGAGCUCUGGCUCGCUUCUCUUCUAUCCGGUCUUCGGGCUUUUCUGUUUUCCUAUCAGCCAUUGAGCCGGCGUAUCCCCCAUCUUUGGUCCUAUUUGCAUUUUAAUUCAUGCCUCUACGUUCGUUUUGGCUCUGUUACUUUGUCAUGUGGCUUUGUCGAUUUUUGUAACUGUCCUUUUUGUUGUCUCUCUCGGAUGGAGGAUACCCAGCUUGUUUUCCCUGGUUUACUUUGACAAGGCAGGUGGAGGACUUAACUGAGAAAAAAAAAAAAAGCAAAAGACCGACCUCGGUGCCUAGUUUUGUGCGCUUUUGGGUCCGUGGGUGUUGUGUCUGUGAGAGGAGGCUUGGUGAGAUACCGGGGUGGUGGUUGCUUGAGAGUAGUUGCGUGCUUGUCCUUUUGUUUUUAGAUCCUAGGGCAGAACAGAAUCCCACGGUCUCGGCGUACUAGACUUUUGUGAUGAGGGCGGCCGUGUGAGGUGGUACGCCCACCACCAAAAGGAUGGCAAUCUUACAGGUCCUAAGUGUGAAGUAGCAUCGUUAGUGCCGUAGGGCU
This is a messenger RNA of Gaeumannomyces tritici R3-111a-1, 2275 nucleotides long. RefSeq names its product ADP-ribosylation factor 6. The transcript is spliced from 3 exons. Gene Ontology annotation, molecular function: GTPase activity; GTP binding. NCBI's taxonomy places the organism in Eukaryota, Fungi, Ascomycota, Sordariomycetes, Magnaporthales, Magnaporthaceae. Gene Ontology annotation, biological process: vesicle-mediated transport; intracellular protein transport. The coding region runs from base 673 to 1233 and encodes 186 amino acids. Gene Ontology annotation, cellular component: cytoplasm. The record is from RefSeq and is a predicted model, not a curated record.